Sinocyclocheilus anshuiensis is the source of this 1349-nucleotide messenger RNA. RefSeq lists its product as uncharacterized. Lineage: Eukaryota; Metazoa; Chordata; Actinopteri; Cypriniformes; Cyprinidae. The coding region runs from base 117 to 1349 and encodes 410 amino acids. The record is from RefSeq and is a predicted model, not a curated record. The transcript is spliced from 10 exons.
GAUUUAUACAUUUCUUUUCAUUUUUUUGAGCUCUUGUACUAGAAGGGUUUAAAUUGUGGUGGUUUCCAUAGAUCUUGACCACCUGAAAUCAGAGAGGCCUGUUUUUCUGAGCAAGGAUGACAUGGUUUCUUUGGAUUUGUACUUUUUGGCUGUUGAUGGUUAUGGUUUUGGCACAGAAGAAUUUCAAUGUCCUGUCUACACAGAGGAAUUUCAAUGUGCCAGCACAAAAUUUUAACCAACGAACAGGCCUGAAGAUUGAUUGUCUGGGAAGUUAUAUGAGGCUAACAGUAGAUAAGUCUCUAGCUCUUGGAAAUCAAGUUGAAUUUGAUGCUCUCAAUGGCUCCCAAAUUGAACCUUUAACUCCAAGCUUGGCUGCCAAAUGUGGUUUUAGUAUAGACUCUGAUCCUUGGGGUAACUACAAAGUCUUUGCUUCUCUCCUCAACUGUUUUGCAGCGAAUGAGGAUGAUAGCGUGUUUGAUGUUGACAUGCGUGUCCGGGUGCAUGGUGUCAAAGCGGAACAAGAUGUCUUUGAGGUGGCGAAGACCUGUCACCAUGACCAAUGGGCCCCCCGUGAAGUUCUUUGCACUCGGAAUUAUAUGGAGGUUUCUGUUAACCGAUUGCCAGAAGAAAUUACAGCUUUGCAUAGGCGGCCUGUGCCCCGAACAAAAAAGUUUGAGAACCAGUGGACUAGGACUGUUCCUGAGGCUGUUACGUCUAGGUACGACAUCUGGAGGAUGGUGUUUUUCACACCUAAUCAGAAAGCUAUGGUGUUGGAGGAUGCCCUGAGGACAGGAUAUGGUGUAACGACAACCAGGUCUCGAUUGGUGUUACGAAGCGGUUAUGACAUGCCUGAGACCUAUGUGGAAAAUGUGAAUGGCGUUCCAAUGAAGAUCAUCAGAGUGACCACCUACUUAAAGAAACAGUGGUCCGUAACCAUGUUGGAUACUGUUGCUGCAUGUCCAACUGGUGGGCUUUCUUUUACGGAUGAGAUGAUUACCUGGAACUUCCCCCGGUUUAAUCCACUAAUGAGUUCUAUUGAAACCAGUCUCCUUGGGCUGUUCAUGGGAAUAGAUGGAAAGCAGAUAGAUUCGGUGCAAAUGACCGCUAGAGGCUACGUUUUGGCUGUAGUAGAAGAUCAAAUCAUAAUGAAAAUACCAAUUGGUGGACCAGAUGGCUACUACAAGAGUCAUGCUGUAAAUAACCAGUACCAUAUCACAUACAACAUUGAGCCAAUGCUGGAGUUACUGUGGAGUGAGGGAGGCAUGGAUACUACAAGAUACAAAGUCCUCUACCCCAUCAAGACCCCUUUUAUGUCUAGACCACCCCACUUUGUUGACCGUGAGUGCUGA